GUUUUCUCCUUCUCUUUCUUUCUCUUCUAAAAGUCUUGACCAUGGUAACAAAUGACAACCUGGUUGCUACCACCACAGCCAACGCUGCUUUGGAAAAACAUGCAAAAUUUUGGGAUCCUAAAAACAAAGGAUAUAUUACUCCAGUAGACGCGAUGUUUGGUUUUAUUCAUCUUGGUUAUGGCGUUCUUUUUAGUGUGACUGUAGGCACUUUUCUUAGUGCUAUCUUUUCCUAUGCUACUCAAGACUCAUGGAUGCCUGAUCCUCUUCUUCGAACGCGAACGAACAAGUUUCAAAAGGAUACAUAUAGUGCUCCCUACAAUGAAGAUGGACAAUUGGAUUUGGAUGCUUUUGAUCAACUUUUUUCCAAAUAUGCUAAAUCUGAUAUUAGUGGUAAAACAAUCACGUUGAAGGAACUAUUGGAAUGGAACGAUGCAAGCCUACGAGACCCUUGGGCAUGGUCUACAAACACUAUCCAAUGGUUGGCGACUUAUCUUCUUGUAGGACAACAUGGUAUUGUGAAAAGGGAAGAUAUCCAAGCAGCUUAUGAUGGUACUUUAUUUUAUCGAUUACGUGAACAAAACAAACUUCAUCGUAGUAUCCAAGGAGGAAAUCACACAUUCUCUUCAUCAUCCAAUUUAAAUGUAUCUGGUGUCAUGGUGCCCAAAAGCUAUAUUCGUCAAUUGGAAUCUCAAUUGAACAAUAUGGUCAACGUUCUACCUCGCUCAACAGUUUUCACGUUAGAAACAAGAUUACGUAACUGGUUAUCUUAUGUACAACAACAGAAAAAGGUUCAUCAACCCAUAUUGAAAGGUGUCGCCACUCCAGCUACUCCUCGUCGUCAUCCACUUUUUACUUCUUCUGUUACCAACCUUCAUGAUUUAUCUAUGGAUGAAGUCAAUGAUCACCAAGAAAUGAAAUCAUCUGUUUCUUCUUCUUCUUUAUUUGAAGGUGGACUAACUGGUGUUAUGGCUAUCAACUUAUUGGAUCGACCCAUGUCAUUAACUGGUGUACAAGGAUAUCAUAACGAUGAUAAUGAUGAUCGCUCUCUUGGUGAUAAUCUCUAUGACCCAACCUCGACUUCUGAUGUAUACAAUGAAAAGGAGGAUAUUGGUAUCUCUGGUGUUGUCAAGGAAUCACCCAAUCAUGACACUACGGAGGAAUAUGACAUUACAGGUGUACGACCAGAAGGGGAAGAUUAUUAUCGAGAUACACCUCGUAAGGAUUGGCUUGGUUCGGAACAAUUGACAGGCGUGUCACCAUCACCAUCAACAUCGUACAGUUUCAACGAUCAAUUGAACAACCUCCUCCAACAACAAAGCAAGGUGGAAGAAGAUGAUCAAGUUGUGAAAGCUGAUGAUCAAGUUAUGACAGGUGUUCAACCAUCGGACGAUCGUCCCAAGGAAAGUAAGAAAUCCAAGAAAAAGAAAAAGGCUGCUGAAAAGGAAAACACAAAACCUCUUCCAACACCGUCCACAGAAGAAGAACAAACCGUACAACAAGCUGAACAGGAUGAUACUCGUCGUCGAUCUUCCGCCACUCCUCCUUUUACGACUAAUGCUAAUCAUGAUGAGGAAGAAGAAGAGGAAGAAGAUAUACCGGUGUCUCCAACUGAUAAUAGUAACAACAACAAUGAAGAAUCUAUCAAAGGUGCUUAUUCUCGUCCUUCCUUUCCACCUCUACCUGAAGUUGUCCCUAGUGAAGAUUAAUGAAUCAUUUUGUUUUUAUCUCAAUAUAGUAGUUUAGUCCCUUGAUUUUAUUAUAUUUUAUUAUUAUUAUCCCAUGAUUGUUAUCUAUUUCAAUAAAAGAGAAAAUUAAAAAAAAUCAUGAAAGAAUCAAAUGAUUCACAUCCAUCAUUCGGAAAAACAUGAUAAAAACAUAAAUGUUUUGAACUUU
Molecule: messenger RNA, 1893 nt
Organism: Halteromyces radiatus
Lineage: Eukaryota; Fungi; Mucoromycota; Mucoromycetes; Mucorales; Cunninghamellaceae
Product: Caleosin related protein-domain-containing protein
Exons: 7
Coding region: 42-1706 (554 amino acids)
Molecular function (GO): monooxygenase activity; calcium ion binding
Source: RefSeq, a predicted model, not a curated record